Messenger RNA from Leptinotarsa decemlineata (Colorado potato beetle), 963 nucleotides. RefSeq names its product N-alpha-acetyltransferase 40 (gene Naa40). Gene Ontology annotation, molecular function: histone H4 acetyltransferase activity; protein N-terminal-serine acetyltransferase activity; histone H2A acetyltransferase activity. Gene Ontology annotation, cellular component: nucleus. Lineage: Eukaryota; Metazoa; Arthropoda; Insecta; Coleoptera; Chrysomelidae. The record is from RefSeq and is a predicted model, not a curated record.
UGCGAAUAACCAACAAAAAAAAAUUAACCGCGUACAACUCGUUUUGUUUUUAAACCAAACACAUUACUUUUUCAUCAAACUACCGGCUGUAGUUCAGGAAAUAAAAAACGAAGUUCCACAAUGGGGAGAAAAACCGCUGCAAGUACUGCAAAAAGUAAAGAAAAGCGUCUUCAGAGGAAGGAAGAACAAAACAGGAUAAGCCAGGCGAUGAGUGUAGUGGCAGAAGCCAAUAAAUUGGUCGAUCCACUGGAACCGUUCCCAGUUUUCUCAAAAUUCAAUAAGAAUGGUCUCGAAGCAGAACUUAGUGUUAAACGAUGCUCGAAUCUUGAUGAAAAUAUCAGACAGUGGGCCUUCAAUCUUACUAAGAGAAAUAUGCAACUCAAGUAUGAACAAUGCUCAUGGGGGUGGAGUGACGAGAAGAAAUUAUCAGAGUUGACGGAUGAGGCAGCUUGGUACCUGAUAGCUAAGUCAGUAGACGGUAACUUACUGGGGUUCUCCCAUUUCCGAUUUGAUAUCGAUGAUGGUAUCGAAGUACUUUAUUGCUAUGAGUUGCAGUUAGAAUCGCCGGUUCAAAGGAAAGGACUGGGAAAGUUCUUGAUGCAAGUUCUGGAGUUGAUAGCUUUCAAAAACAAUAUGAGGAAAGUUAUGGUGACGGUACUGAAAAACAACCAAUACUCCCGGUUUUUCAGGGCCAUAAAUUACGAGUUGGACGAGACAUCACCAGUGGAUGAUGAAGACGAGAGCUAUCAUUAUGAGAUAUUGAGCAAAAUAAACAAAAGACUUGCUCCUCCCACAGUGGUUCCCAAAGCUCAGACAAACAGCCAUUGUUGUUCAGGGCACGGACAUCAUCACCAUUGACAGGAUGUAUUUCUCGCCUCUGAAUCUCUACUUAUCUGUUUUAAUUUGACUGACAUUUUUGAGCAUUUGUAUUAACGUAAUUAUAAUUAAAUGUUUUUAACUAUU